CAGGGGCACAUGACUUAAUUUCAUGGUGGCAAUUUCAAGCCUUCAUCGACAUGAUGGGAAUCUGAGAGGAGCUCACAAGUCCUCUGCACACAUUGCUUCCUUUUCAUCCUCUGGAUUUUCCUGUUUAUUUAGGUCCUCGAGGGGACCAGCAGAGCAAAUACAUGGACAGAACACUAGUGUUGCUUUUCAUCCUGGUUUCCCCGGGUGUGGCAGAGCCUGACGUUCCUCUGACAAAUUUAGAAACUAUCGCCGGGAAGUUGGUUUUCUACCAAACGGAUGGCAACGCCACCUAUCUGAGAGACACAGGAGAGCUGGCUUCAGACAUCCCCACCGAGACCAUGUUCCAACUUUCUGAUCCCCAGCAGAAUUUCAGCACGGCAAACUUCAGCUACACGUGGGAUUUAGGAAAUGGACAGGUAAUCCAAGGGAUCGAGCCUGUUGUCCGCUACCAUUACGCCUUGUCUGGAAACUACACACUCCGGUUGAAAAUCGGAGUCAAUAUAACUGAAUACACACCUCCAUUAACUGGAAUAUACUCCAAGGAUAUUCAAGUGCUUGAUGCCGUUAAAAGCAUCAAGUUGACAGGGCCUUUCGAUUAUGAGGUGUCUCAAACAACCGGGCUGGCUUUUCACGUGGACGGCAGCCCCCCCAUGUGGGUGUGUUGGCGCUUUGUGGCCAACUGCGUACCCGACGCGACGGGGGGCUGCACGCUGACCAUGUUGUACGGGAACACCUUGUGGCUCAACCACACCUUCACCACGGCCGGGGUUCACUGCUUGGACAUCAGCGUUCGAAAUGACAUCAGCAAGCUACAGACCUCCUUCAAUCUCUUUGUCAGGAAAAACAACAACACCAACAUACUCUUCAUCUUGUCUUCGGUUGCUAUUUUUGUGGCAACCUUCACUUUCAUCACAGUCAUCGCCUGCCAUCCUCGAUAUCAAAACAAAGCUCAGAUGGCAACACCCAGCAACGCUUUAUUUUUGAAGGGUCACGCUGGUGGCCAAAUUGUUUUAAAUCUGUUUCCUGCUCAGCGAGAAGAGAGACAACCGCUGUGGGUACAGGAUUACACACCCUAUUACUCUUAACCAAUCAUAUUUAUGAGUCCUUUUAUGUGACUGCCGGAGAUUUGGUAUGUUAUGAAAAAAAAAAAAAA
This is a messenger RNA of Syngnathus acus (greater pipefish), 1153 nucleotides long. RefSeq names its product transmembrane protein 130 (gene tmem130). The coding region runs from base 162 to 1085 and encodes 307 amino acids. NCBI's taxonomy places the organism in Eukaryota, Metazoa, Chordata, Actinopteri, Syngnathiformes, Syngnathidae. The transcript has 8 exons. The record is from RefSeq and is a predicted model, not a curated record.